Molecule: messenger RNA, 7219 nt
Organism: Biomphalaria glabrata
Lineage: Eukaryota; Metazoa; Mollusca; Gastropoda; Planorbidae
Exons: 20
Coding region: 821-5338 (1505 amino acids)
Biological process (GO): transcription by RNA polymerase III
Cellular component (GO): transcription factor TFIIIC complex
Molecular function (GO): protein binding; DNA binding
Source: RefSeq, a predicted model, not a curated record
ACAUAGAGAUCUACAAUGCUAGAUCAUGCAAUCGAGUGUUUGACUUGUUAAUGCUGUUUGUUAAAUUUAUCUCAAGAGAUUAGUUUUAUAGUAACUCAACCUGUUGUUAUAGAUCUUAUGGGAACAUUAUGUAAAAAAGAUCUACAAGAAACCAAUUUCGAAAAAUGAUUUAAGUUUAAGAUUGUGAUUCUUUGUGCCAACAUUGAAUUCUUCAUAUUAUAUAAAAUCAUAAUCAUUUAAAUCAUACAAACUUACAAACGGAUGAUUAUAUUAUGAGUAUGACUAUGAUGAUGAUAAAUCACAUGAGAUGACAUAUUAUGAAACAAAUGAAUGAUUAUCAGAUGAUGAUAUGAUAGAUCUAAUUGCUAGACUGAUAGAUCUACAUUUAAUACUUAUUAUUAAAUCUAAACUACAUGUACAAUUCAUUGAAUUCACUACAACUACAUGGACAUAAUAAUGAUAAGUACAUGCAGUGAUUCAUCAUUUCAUGAUUCAAUUUCAAACAUAAACAUGAUUUUUUUUAUUUAAAAAUAUUCCAUCAUUCCAUGGCAUUGUCGCAUUGAAUCACAGUGAUAUUGUGUGUGAUGUCACACGAUUGUGUCAUUGUAUUGUUAACUUAUGACGACUAAGUUUUAAAUGAUUGUUUCUAAAUCUAGAGACUACCGGUAUUAGAUUCUUGUCAACUUAACUUCUAGAUUAUAAAUUCUAGAUAUAUGAUUAUCAUUUAUAAAUGCAAGAUCAGUGAGCUGAUCUAGACUACUCUAUGGCCUAGAUUCAAAUUUACUGUUUAGGUAGAGUUUAGACUUAACUUAAAGUUAAAAUGCAGAAUUCAGAAUCUAUUCCAACUCUGGACAAUUCUAAAGAAAAACCCAAACGCAUUCGUAAACGAACCAACUUUGAUGACUUUAUUAUAUAUGGCAGUCAAAAUGAUACUCAAAAUUCUGUAAAUAAAAAUUGUGAGGAGCCGUCAAAUAUUUCCAAUCACUCCUUUAUUACCAGCACACCAAUAGGAAAGAGAAGAAAAAACAAUCCUACAAAAGAUGACAUAAUAAAUGAUUCAUUUUCAGGAAAGGCAAGCACAAAUGUGUCAACUAAUAGUAAAGGCUCUGUAUUAGAUGGAGAAGAUAAAUCUGAUUCAGAAACUCAUACAAACAGUCAUCAUUUAGCAUUUGAUAACAACCAAAGUGAUUCGUUUAGUAACUCUUUGAAUUCAAGCAUAAACGAGGCAGCACCAAAUGCUAAUCAUAAUGUUUCUACAACUAUAAAUACUUCUUUGGAAAAAAUGGGAAAGAAAAACCAGGAAAGUAUAGAUUUAAAUAUGUCAUUUAAUUCAGAGGAUGUAUGUCAAGAACAAAAGCAUCAAAGAAGUCACAUUAAUCCAGAUACAAGUUCUGAUCAAUAUGAAAAAAGAUUAAAACAAAAGAAAAUUAUGUUAAAUAGAUCAGAGGUUUUGGAUAAUAAUAAAUCUUCAGAAAUGAAAACACACUCAGAAUCCACAAAAUCAAACCAGAUAUCUACACAAAAAGAUGCAGAAAACCAGGUUAAACAGAAAUUAAAUCAGGAUGACAAUGCAAGUGAUAUUUCUCUUGAUUUAAAUCAUGUCUCUCGACUAAAUGAUUCAGCGCCUCAAGAAAAAGCAAAGCGAGGCAGACCUCGUAAGAUUAAUGCUAACAUGAAUUCCAGUAAAAGUUCUAGUGAAUUAAAUCAGACUUCUGAAAAUUUAAAUUCUAAUCCUGAAGAUCAAGUAAAUGACUAUAAAAAUCAGGAUGACAAUGCAAGGGACAUUUCUCUUGAUUUAAAUAUCUCUCGACUCAAUGAUUUAGUACCUCAAGAAAAAGCCAAGCGAGGAAGACCUCGUAGGAAUAAUGCUAACAUAAAUGCCAGUAAAAGUUCUUGUGAAUUAAUUCAGACGUCUGAAAAUUUAAAUUCUAAUCCUGAAGAUCAAGUAAAUGACUAUAAAAAUCAGGAUGACAAUGCAAGGGAUAUUUCUCUUGAUUUAAAUAUCUCUCGACUCAAUGAUUCAGUACCUCAAGAAAAAGCCAAGCGAGGAAGACUUCGUAAGAAUAAUGCUAACAUAAAUGCCAGUAAAAGUUCUUGUGAAUUAAUUCAGACUUCUGAAAAUGUAAAUUCAAAUCCUGAAGAUCAAGUUAAUGGGGAUAAAAAGAAGCUAGUAAUGCAUCAAGAUAGUGAAAAUCAAGAGAGAGACUCUGUGACGAAUACAAGUAAUCUAUCUCUUGAAUUAAGCCAGAGUUUUGAGCAACAACAAAAUAGUGUUAAAAGGAAACGGGGAAGACCAUGUAAGAUAGAUAAAAGCAGCAAUGAUAAAUCUAUCGAAUUAAAACUGUCUGCUGAACAUAAUAAUGAUUCAGCUCCUCCAAAUAAGAAAAGACGAGGUAGACCCCGUAAAAUACAAACAGACAAUACUGCAAAUACGUUUGAUGACUCUGAAUCUGGACAAAAUGAGUUGGAUAUUCAAAGGAAAGUCAAAACUGGUGAUUCCCUCAGAAAUGUCUUGACAGAAUCAGAAGAACUAGCAUCUAAAAGCGACUCUCUCAAUCUUACUGCAGAUGAUAUUGCCAAUGUAACAGAUCCCAAUUCUGAGAAAUCAUUUGUCUCAAAACGAAGACGUGGCAGGCCUUCAAAAAACAAAGAAUUAUUAAAGAAGCUCAAUGGAUUAGAAGAAGGAAGCAAUGAUGCAGAGGAAAUCUCUCUUGUCUGCAAACACUGCAACACUGAAAUGGAAAACCUUCAGAAGUUAAAACGACAUAUGAUGGUGGAUCACUCCUUAAUGUGGUUCGCAAAGCUUCCCAUGGGAGUAAGUCUGCCCAAAGAGAUCAUCAAAUGUUUGGGCUACAUCGCCUGCCAGAAAUGUGCGGAGGAAAGGAAGAAAAUAGACUUGCCUCCCAGACAGUUCAAAUUUCAGCAGUAUUAUAAUCAUCAUUUGAACUGGUGUGGCAGAGAGGAUGAGGUUAUAAAGUGUGAAAUAUGUGACAAGGUGAUUAAGGCCAUGUGGUUUCAGCAACAUUUGAAUGAACACCGUAGGAAAGACAAACAAGAGGAAAUGAAGAUGAAACAACUGGAAGAGGGCAGCAGGGUCCAGGAGUCUGAGAUAGGAGAGGAUGGAGAUGUACAGACCAAAUCCAAACGAAAAGCUGCUAAAAGUGCUGUUCAAUUGAUUAGCAACUUUUGUAAUAGUGGUGAUGGGGAGACCAGUGAUGUGUCAGAUGAUGAUUUCAAGGAAGGAAGUGCAAAAGAGGAUGAUGAUGAUGAAGAUGAGGAAGAUGACGACGAAGAUGAUGAGGAGGACAGUGAUGGAGAGAAGAAAACAUCAAAGUUUCCUGCUUUUAAAAAAGAAGUUUUCAGAUCUGUCAAAGGGACAGAAGGUACCACCAUGUCAGAGUGUGAAAAAGUCUGGUCUCACAUCUUGCUCCCAUCUACCAUAAAGCAUCGUGAGCUCAGACUGAAAUCUGUGAAUAAAUUUCUUGAUUCAUUACAGUCUAGGGAACGAAUGUUUCCUGAACUACGACCAGAAGGGAAGAACUGGAAAGCACUGGGUAAAGAAGACUCUCUGAAGUAUCUACCUCUCAAAAUGAAGUCUGUCAAAUUCAGUUCGAAGGAUCAAAGUGAGGAACAAGAUGCUGCUGAUAUAGAUUGGGGCCAUUACACAACACUUAAUGAUAAAGUAUACUGUUAUGUUGGAGGCCCCAUCUGGUCAUUAGAGUGGUGUCCCAUUCCAAAGCAAGACGGAAGUGAACAGUUUUUGUCUCUGUCUGCAGACACAGCACUUACAACAUACUCAGAUAUAAAAACAGUACAAACAGGUCCUGGUAUGUUGCAGGUCUGGUCUUUUGGAGAACUUCAAAAUAAUGUUAACUGUACAACACAGCCCAUGCUUCGCUACUGUGUAGCUCAUGACGAGGGCUAUGUUGCUAGCACAUCUUGGUGUCCUGCUGGAUGCUUUGAUACAGAUGAUGUUGGUGCUGACCAUUUGAAAAGACUUGGAUUACUGGCUGUAGCCUGCUCUAGUGGUAAUGCUGUCAUCUACAGUCUACCUCAGCCAGACUCCUUGCCAUCUGGUAGCGAAGAACAUCAAGUACCUAUAUAUCACCCACAGCCUGUUGUGACACUGCAGCCUAACUCUAAGAAUCGUUGUGGCCCAUGCUUGACUGUGGCCUGGCAACAGAUGGGAGAGCUCAGAUACAUUAUAGCUGGAUACAGCAGUGGUAGUGUCUUUUUGUGGGAUCUCCUGACUAAGUCGCCUUUGUUGCGGGUUGGGAGUAUGCUACUCCCAGAACAAUGUUUUUGGGUAGGACUGGAUGCUGUCCUUUCAUGCUCAUGGAAUCCCAAGCUUUCAACGUCCUUUGCUGCUACAUUGAUGGAUGGCACUUUAAGCAUGUGGGACAUACGAUUCGGUCAAGUGCCUGUAGCCAAGCACACAGACUUAUGCCUCACUGGUCGCUCAACAUGUUGGUCAGGUCCUGUCUUUAAUGGUUUCUUCAUUGCCACAGAAAAUAUAAAGGGAUUUAUUGAUACUCCAAUCAAAUAUUUUGCUGUCAGUAAAAAUACUUUAAAAAGUUGUUACAGAGAUAUUAUUGUACAGAGCCAUGAGGCUGCAACAUGGGAUGUGAGCUUUUGCCCACUCUAUGAGGUCCUAGCAACCUGUGAUUCCGUAGGUGUUGUAAGAAUCACACUGCCACAGCUGGUGAGAAUGUCUAUUUAUAACAUCAAGUCCAUGGCAUCUUGGCACAAACUCAAUAACCCCAACUUGGACCUUUAUCAAGCUACUCUAGCUAGCUUAGAUGGGGAGGAAUGUCAAGAAAAAAAAGGUGCAGCUGUGGCAGCUUCAAGCACAGAAGAAAUCCUCAGUGAUGGAGGUAAAAACAAAUCUGAUGAUCAAGAUAGUGGACAGUCGAAAUCAAAUGUUAACAAAUCAAAGGAAAAUAAUAAUACAGUUCCUUAUGGGGGAGUGUGUCAAGAGAAAGGAGCAGUAGAUGUGGAACAAGCUAAUGUUGACAAAGCUGCAAUAGUGGAACCAGAAACUGAUCAGAAUAGUGGGGAAACAUUGAAUGAGGAGGAAGUCCUGUACUUUAAAGAUUGUCCUAUGAAAGAGUCGUCCAUUAAGAUCAGGCAGAAGAGAAAGCCACUAGAAUUGACACCAAACAUGUUAUUAAAUAAUGUGAACUCUAUCCAUAGGGUCCGUUUCAAUCCAAAUGUUUCUGCCUGCUUGUGGUUGGCAUCAGGUGGUCAGGCUGGCCUUCUCCGGCUGGACAACCUUUCACCUGUUUUGUUACCACACAAGAAGUCAGCGAAACAAUAUUUAAAGCAAGAAAGAAGAUAGCAAGAAAUGAUUGGUGAAAUGUUUCUGUACAUGUAUGUAAAUCCCUUCAUUGAUGAAAUGUUUCUGUACAUGUAUGUACAUCCCUUGAUUGAUGAAAUGUUUCUGUACAUGUAUGUACAUCUCUUGAUUGGUGAAAUGUUUCUGUACAUGUAUGUACAUUGGAAUGGAAACUUUUCAGCUGUUACAUUUGAGAAGAACUAUGUUUUGUUACAGAGAUUCCUUUUGGAACUAUAACUACAUAGUGGAUGAAAUCAAGCAAGAUUCAAACUUCCUCUUAUCAGCAACCUGGACUGCACAGCACUGAUCUGGACAUCAAUAAUGUUUUCAACAGCUUUUAAUGUGUUGCAUACCACAAGCUAUUCAUUGAUUAGUUUAGAAUUGUUUUGGCUUAGUUUCUUUGGCAUUCAUAAAAUUGUAGAUUGUGAGCAUACAAAUGUUUUAACUAGACAGGGGACAUGAUCUUGUAAAUGGGCCUACAGUGAAAUCCAUAAAUUGUGGUGGAUGAAUGAGAAGCAUUGUGAUAAGAAUUGUAUUACCAAACUGUGAUCUAUUCCCACAUUACUGAAUCUACCAGCUACAACAAGUGAUUGACAGACCAACUUGAUGAGCUGAGCUAUAGUUUUAAACAUCAAUCAUUAUUCAUGUAUUUAUUUUAUUUUUAUAGGCCUAGAUUAUAUGAAUUUUGAGUUCAUAAAUCUCAACAGAGGUUAGCAGGUUAAAGUCUUACACUGGUCACAGUUACAUUUUUGUGUAUCAUUGUUUGUGAAAAUGUAAAAAUGUUUCUCAGUUUACAUAGCGCAUAGUAAGCAUUGAAAAUAGUUGGAGGAAGUUGAAAUUAGGUUUGUUUUUUGUGCUGGUCACAUAAAAACCUUGUAAACUACUGACCACAUAAGCAAAAGAAGUUUUUAUAGGGUUCUUGCAUUGGAUCACGAAAAUAAAUGUAUUUCCAAUGUAUUCUUUGUGUUAUUUUUGUAAUAAAAUUAAAGUUUUUCCACCGUACAUUGUUUCAGCAGUGUAGGUUGCAUUCAACUUUGACAAGCUCAUUUAUCUCUCUUGUCACAAUAUUAGUAUAAUAUUAGUGCUUCAAGAUUCAUUUCUAUAUAAUAGUGCUACAUCCUGGCAGAACCUGUGACGCCACUGAUCCCAAACUGCAUUGGGACCAGUUGUUCCUUUGGACACAUCAUUCCGACCAAAGCUAAUGCCCAGAGUCUCAUCACUGCUGAAGGAGGUCAUAGUUGUAUUACUAUCACUGUGUGAUGUGACUCACUGUGUGAUGUGAUUGUUGAAAUAUUUGUUUGCACAAGUGUGUCUUUUGUUUUUCACUUGAUGGCCUCCCCUGAAUGUAAAUAUUGAACUGAAUGCUUUAAAUUUGUUAGACUUUCUUCACAGGUUUUGAUGUAUAUUUAAAAUAUAUGAAUGAAAUUGGUAUAAACUAUUUCUGUGCAUAGGUUGUUAUGUAAUUAAACCCCCACACAGAAACAGAAAUCACUAUUUGUUAUGAUUUAUUUGUCAAAACAAACACUGAAACUUUUCAAGGUCAGGUUUUUAAAGACUUUGGAGAAUAAAAAAAACAUUCUAAUAAACCUGAAUCUCCAGAUAGUCCUGUAAAAUACUACUUUUAAUGAGUUGGUAUGGUUAAUUUCAUUUUCUGCUUCAAACAAUUUUUGUUCAUAAUAUCAGCCCUUACUAAAACUAAAAAAUGCAUAGCAUUCUAAUAAUUUAGAAAAUAUUAUAAUGAACUAUACACUAUAUAAUUUAAGGGCAAAAAUCUUAUUUAUAAUUAUUGGAUUUUAUGAUCACAUCUACUUAUUUUUCCAUAGAAAAAUGUUUCUUUAUUUUAUUUGUCAAGAAAUGUAUCAGAAAUUCUAUUGCUGUAUGUUA